Messenger RNA from Rhinichthys klamathensis goyatoka, 1977 nucleotides. RefSeq names its product sperm-associated antigen 16 protein. Gene Ontology annotation, biological process: axoneme assembly. Bases 2 to 1810 code for a protein of 602 amino acids. NCBI's taxonomy places the organism in Eukaryota, Metazoa, Chordata, Actinopteri, Cypriniformes, Leuciscidae. The record is from RefSeq and is a predicted model, not a curated record. The transcript has a single exon. Gene Ontology annotation, molecular function: protein binding. Gene Ontology annotation, cellular component: axonemal central apparatus.
AAUGGCAGCUGAGGAAUCCGUCGACGGUCCAUAUUACCUCGAAAAAGUUUUAAUUCCAGAGGACUCCGAGGAUGAAUAUACAUACGACGAAGUGACUGUCGACGACGAAUUCAGCAUAACUGAGGGGGAAGAGGACUUGGAAACUGUCGUUAAAGCAGCACGGGAUCAUACCGAAUGCACAAGUCAGAGUGUCAGUUCAGCCAGACAUCCAGUUCCUAAAAUACCUGAGGUGGUGGACGACUUUCUCCGCAAUUAUCUGGUAAAAAUGGGCAUGAAAAGAACACUAGACUGCUUCCAGACAGAGUGGUUUGAGAUGAUACACAAAGGCUUAAUUAAAACAGACCAAAUGGAAUUCGUACCUGAUGCCUAUACACACAACCAGCUCCUGGACAAUGAGCUAAAAAACAUACAAGGAGAGCGGGAUAGCUAUAAACAGGCUGCAUUUGAAGCUGGAGAAACCAUUGUAAAGCUCCAAAGAGAGAGAGACUUCCACAAGAUGCAGCACAAGCGUGUUGUUCAAGAGAAGAAUAGACUUAUUGAGGACAUAAAAAAGCUGAAGAAACACUAUGCGUCCUACGAGCCUGCUCUUAGACAGCUAAACGAUAAGUAUCAGACAGCUGUGAGGCAGAAGAUGCUGGUUAGUCUGGAGAGAGACAAAGCGUUCAGCCAGGUUCAGAACCUAGACUCUCUACGUACCACGCAUUCUUGCCCAGGAACUCGAACAGCUCUAAAAGCUGCAAACCCUGCACAGGAAAGAGAAAAAACCCAGAAAGGAGCACACCCGCCAUGUGACAACAAUGCAUCAUACGAUGCUAUAAAAGACCCCAACAAGAACACAAAACAUCCUAAGGAUUCAGAAUUCCCAGCCAGCACUCGCGUCAAUCCCUACUUGCCUCAAAUCAAAGCUUUCUCUUCUGUCAACACCAAAUCAGCCAACUACUCUCUCUCAAAGUCUUUUAAAGCACACACAAUGGCAGUAAGCUUCCUCGCUCUCCAUCCCCGUAAAAUGAUAGUAGCCUCCUCAAGUGAUGACCACCUUUGGAGAUUAUGGGGAAUACCAGAGGGAGAGAUGAUCAUGACUGGCGAGGGUCACACUGAUUGGCUGUCAUCCUGUAGUUUCCAUCCCAGUGGUGGUUACCUGGGUACCACAAGUGGGGACGCCACAGUUAAAAUUUGGGACUUUGCUCAAGGUCGAUGCAUGCUCAGUUUGGAGGGACACAUCCACGCCACCUGGGCCUGUUCCUUCCAUUCAUGUGGUGAUUUUGUGGCCUCUUGUUCUAUGGAUAACACUGCUAAAGUGUGGGACUUGAAUAGCGAGCGUUGCCGCUGCACUCUGCGUGGACACGUUGACUCUGUGAACAGCAUUUCUUUCCUGCCCUUCUCAAAUAUUUUACUAACCUGCUCGGCAGACAAGACCCUCUCUCUUUGGGAUGCCCGCGCUGGAUUGUGUGCCCAAACUUUCUACGGCCACAAGCAUUCAUGCAACCAUGCAGCCCUCAAUGCCACCGGUGACACAAUUGCUUCGUGCGACUCUUUUGGGGUGGUCAAAUUAUGGGAUGUGAGGAAUGUGUCAGCAAUGGUGUCCAUAGACACUGGGCCUCAUCCCAGCAAUCAAGUGGCCUUCAGUCCAAAUGGAAGAAUGCUAGCAGUGGCGAGUAACGAUGGCUCUGUGAAAACCGUAGAAGUGGCAUCUUUACAUAUGUCUAGUCUAAUAGCUCAUGAUGAUGCCGUUCAGAGUGUCAUUUUUGACCAUAAAGGGGAAUACAUUCUAUCUGCAGGCUCUGAUGGUGCAAUUCACAUCUGGUCAUAACAAAACAUAUUUACAAUGGGUGAGAAAUGGUCAAAAUUUUAAUACAUUCUGACAUCCUUUGUUAUUAAUAAAUAUGCAUGUAGGCCUAUUUGUUUAAAAAUAAAACAAAGUUUCCUGCACACAACAGACAAGCUUCUAAAUUCUGGAAGAAUUUUAUUAUAAGCUUU